Rotaria sp. Silwood1 is the source of this 2749-nucleotide messenger RNA. NCBI's taxonomy places the organism in Eukaryota, Metazoa, Rotifera, Eurotatoria, Philodinida, Philodinidae. The record is from the annotation of a GenBank genome assembly.
CCAACCCUCUGGCGCGAUGCUCGAUAUUCUCACGAAACCUCUCUUAAACUAUUGGAAUUGUUAUCAAAACAGAAAAAACGCUGGUUUUUAUCAUGAUAAUUUAAAAUAAAGUCAGAAUUGAGCUGGAAGCAUCAUCUAAUCAUUCAAGAUACUGUGUCUAUAGUGUAAAAAGAAAAAAAAAACAGGUUUUUUAAAAACGCUAUCAAUUAUAAAGAAAGAAUCACUUAUUUCAAAAGGUCUUGUGUGAAAAUUUAAAAAUUAAUUUUAAUUAUUGUAUUGUAUUAUAAUGUAAAUAUGCAGCUAGGAUGCGGAUGUCAAAAGACGAUAAAUCGUAUAUUUUCAGAAUGAGGUCGGAUACAACAAUUACAAAAGUAAGUGAUAGAGGGAUUUUCCGAUUAUUUUUAAUUUUCUGAAGUUUUUCCUUGUAUUGUUUUUUCUAUUGUAAACUUGACAGAAAAUAAAAAAUCUUAUUUCAAUUAUUCUUGUCUUGCUCAAUUUUCUGAAAUAACAAAUUAAAAAAAGUUGCUAUUAUGUUUACAUCAAAAGAAAUAUACGAAUAUUUGAAAUCAGCACUGAUAUUGACAUAAACUUUAAAUACUCCUACAGUUAGUAACAAGGCAAAAUAUCUUCAAUUCAAGAGUUCAGCACGCCUACAAAUUAUUGAAAAUGAAAGGUUCAAUUUUCCACAGUAUUAGUAAAGCAAAAUUUAGGAAUGGCUUUGAACAUUUUAUUGAACUUUGUUCAAGUUAAUCAAUCACUGACUGAUGUUCAUGUUUCGCACGUUUAUUAACUGUCUGAAGAUAACCUCAAAACAGUGUAGAAUCUCACUCUAUCUUUUUUUUCAGUCGUGCAUUCGAUCGACUUGUGGUAGAAUAGCGAAUCAAUAUAACCACAACUCACAAAGUAUCACAUACCUACAUUUAUUAGCAUUUACGAUUCACCGCUCAAAUAACUACUUAGACAGAUUUAAGUCAACUUUCAUGAAUUUUAAUAACUAAUAUUGAUUAUUUUCACAAAUAUACAGUACAUAUGUCAUCAUCCACUAUCCGUAAAAGCGAAUUUUCCUGCUCCUUAGAUCAGCUCAAGAUUAAUGCGAAAGCUUAUUCGUGAUUUUACCUUUAUCUUCUCUUAAUAGGACUCUUGUUAGAAUCUAAUGCCAUAUCUAUGCAUCUAUCUUCAUCUUGCUUCCUUUCAUUUCAACACAACACAUUGUUAUUGGUCAAGAAAAAUAUAAAGAGUCUAAUUUCGUGCCCUAAAUUACCUUUUGUGUACAUAUUCGUUCAGAUGCACACUUAACAGAUACCCGAAAAAAGAUUGCCCUGAGGGACACUGGUAUUCACAUUUUCAUACCUGUCUUACCACGAUAAUACGAGGAUGCCCGCAACUAGGCAUCUAAUGUGCUUCAAAAAAGUCUAAAGUGACUGUAAAUUUAAUCUCGUAGAAUCUGAAUAAACCUCAUUACUCAUAGUAUAACUUGUAACUUCUAUGAAGAUUCAAUAAGAUAUUCUCAUCAUAUAUAGAUUUGAAUAAGAAUGCUAAUGGAAUGUUAUUAAGAAUCAAUAAUCGACAUUGGUUAUCAAAAAUCCUCGAAUCCGACAAAAAUUAUGGGUUUUUUACUGGAUUUUAGCUAAAAGCAAAUCUUUUCACUCGUCACAAAGUGACAAAACUAGUAUAGUCUUGUAGAACUAAAUGAACUGAACAUUUUUGAUAGAGACAGUGACUUGAAAAUGUAUCAAGAUAUAUUCAAAAAUUUGAUUUUACUAUAUCCAGUUAAAAUAGCUGGUAUUCUAGAUUCGCCCCACAUAUAUAUAUGUGAUUCUUGAUUCACCCCAAAUGGGGCGAAUCGAUAAAAUUUUUUUUCUUGGUGGUCUUAAAAGAAGAUCUCGUACUCGAGUUCACUAGAGACCUAUUUGAUGAAACUAGGAUAAGAUUGUAGGAAAAUGAUUGAGCUAUAUAUUAGUGAAAAAUUGGUCGAAAUCGGAAUAAAAUUGGAUGAAAAACUUUGAUUUUAUUGUCAAUGCUAAAAUUGACUAUAAUUCUAGAUUCGCCCCAAUAUAUAUAUAUAAUUCUUGAUUCACCCGAAAUUGGGGCGAAUCAAGAAUGCUUUAGGUGCUCUCAGAAAAACCGGCGUAGAGUCUGUUUCCGAUGAGAUUUUGAAAAUCUGAAAACGGGAUGUUCAAGAAAAAUGUUUGCUCUACAUUGUUUGUGAAGAAAAUUUUUUUCUAUCUUCUAAAAUGACGAAGAUAUAGAGCAAAAAAGACAAAAGUGUAAAAAAAUUUCUUGAUUCGCCCCGCAUGGCUCUAUCAUUCUUUUACGUUAUUUUAAUCCUGUUGGUGCUCAUAAAACAGGUUUAAUUGGUGAAGAUCCUAUUGGUAAACCAUAUAAUCUUAUGCCAUACAUUGCACAAAUAGCUGUUGGUCGUUUACCAUAUGUUAAUAUUUUUGGUACUGAUUAUGAUACUCUAGAUGGUACAGGUGUUCGAGAUUAUAUACAUGUUGUUGAUGUAGCCAUAGGUCAUAUUGCAGCAAUGAAACAAUUUGAAACGAAUUGUGGUUUAAAAAUUUAUAAUCUUGGUACUGGUAAAGGUUAUUCUGUAUUAGAAAUGAUUAAAGUGAUCUUGCAACUGUUUGUUUAUGCUGAUCCAACAUUAGCAGCUCAAGAACUUGGAUGGACAGCUCAACGAAAUUUAGAUGAAAUGUGCGAAGAUUUAUGGCGUUGGCAAUCGAAUAAUCCAAAUGGAUUUCAAUAG